Messenger RNA from Solanum dulcamara, 1370 nucleotides. Its product is annotated as calcium uniporter protein 2, mitochondrial. The transcript has 2 exons. Gene Ontology annotation, cellular component: uniplex complex; mitochondrial inner membrane. Gene Ontology annotation, biological process: mitochondrial calcium ion homeostasis; calcium import into the mitochondrion. Lineage: Eukaryota; Viridiplantae; Streptophyta; Magnoliopsida; Solanales; Solanaceae. The coding region runs from base 116 to 1168 and encodes 350 amino acids. Gene Ontology annotation, molecular function: calcium channel activity; uniporter activity. The record is from RefSeq and is a predicted model, not a curated record.
CAUGACUCCUUUCUUCAUCGUUGAACACUUUGAACAAUUCAAAUUCCUACCUGAAAUCUCCCAUUUUCCCAAAUCAAAUUUCUGAAACCUCAUAGUUAUUUUUGUUUCUCUAUCAAUGGCGUUCAAAAAAACUCUAGCUCAGCGCCUUUCCAAUGUAUACAAAACAACCGGUUUUUCCAUUUCUGCUUGUCGUAUAUCUUCAUCAUCCAUGUCAGCCAGGAAACUGACCCCUCCUCAUCCUGAUAACAAAAUCGCACCAGAUCCCGGAGAUAAUGGAAUUUUCCGGCGAUUCAUCCACCGUCGGCUCAUUAACACAUCUCUGGCGACCUCACCGGAGCUCCGGUUAUUUCCCACCGGCGAAAGUCUCAUCGAGAAAAUCCGUGAAAUGGACAUUGGCAGAAGUAGGAUCAAACUCGAUGGACUCCUGCCGCCUGAAGAGAUGCGGCCGGAACCGGAGACGGAGGAAACGCCGGAGGGUAAAUUGACCGUGGCAGAUGCGAAGAAGCUGCUAAAAGUAUCACAAUUGGAGAUGUUGAAAUUGAGGCUUAAGCAGAUUGAAAAGAACUGUAUUUCCUACUCGGAAUUUGUUCAGAUCUGCUCUGGAAUUAGUUCGAAUAAUGAUUUAGGCAUCGAAUUCGCGAAGAUUCUAGAUGAUUCUGGAACUGUGCUUGUUCUUGGAAACGUUGUGUUCCUCAGGCCUGAUCAGGUAGUGAAAACUCUACAAAGCCUAUUGCCAAUGCCCGUGACGACGAACCCUAAUGACCCACAAAUGAUGAAGGAGCUCAAUCAAUUGGAAGAGGAAAAAACAGCAAUUGACAAGAAAGCAGAGUCAUUGGUGCGUAGAGAAUUGUGGUUUGGGCUAGGCUACUUUGUCAUUCAAACAGCAGCAUUCAUGAGAUUGACAUUUUGGGAACUCUCAUGGGAUGUCAUGGAACCAAUUUGCUUCUAUGUCACAUCCUUUUACUGCAUGGCUGGUUAUACUUUCUUCCUUAGGACGUCGAAAGAGCCUUCUUUCGAAGGAUUUUUCCAAAGCCGAUUUGUUUCUAAGCAAAAGCGACUAAUGAAGCUUCGGAAUUUCGAUCUUCAAAGGUAUAACGAGCUCAAAAGAGCUUGUUGUCCUCCAUCACCACCGUCGACGCCUCCUGGAAGAACCUUAACGUUUACAUGAACACUUUGCUACGUAGAAGAAUUUAUUUUAGGAAUAGUGAGUAGUAAUAUUUUUAUUAAGAAGGGAAAAAGACACAUUGAUUAGUCUCUCUGUUUUUUUUUUCUUUCUUGGUUUAAUUUUAACUUUCAAUGUAACGGCUAAUGUAUAUGCAAAUGAAGAGGAGUACCAACAAAAAUGUUACCUCCGUGGUGCUUAGUCAGAA